AUGUCUGCAUUUACCAAAGGCCAAGCCGGCGUCGCCGCCGCCGAGAAGAAGAAGUGGCCCGAGGCCAUCGAGCUUCUUUCCCAGGCGCUGGCCGACACAAAGUCUCCCCAGUGGCUGCUCGCCCGUGCCCAGGCAUACCAGAACACCGGCGAGCCUGAGAAGGCCUUGCUGGACGUCGAGCAGGCGUACCACGCCGCAGCCCAGCGCGGCAACGACAAGUCCCGGAAGCAGAUGAUCGAGGCGCAGUACCGACGCGCCGUUCUCCUCUUCAAGAAGGGCCAGUAUGCCAACUCUGACUGCUGCUGUCUGUGGGCCAUGCAGCUGGCUGAGGGAAAGCCGGUGGCGAUGGCUGAUAACGUGUCUACCAAUGUGGACGAGGAUGGCGACUACAAGGCGACGUUGGAGGAGGCUCGCGCAAUGAAAUACGACAAUGGCCAGGGAAACUCCAUUGAUUCUGUACUUGCUGCUCGCAGUAGUGGCAAGGAUCCGACCGGCUAUCAAGCUGACUGGAAUCGCGCUUUCAUGUGGCGCAGCCAGGUGUUGGCGGCCAUGGAGAAGUUGCCCAAGGGUGAUCCGGGCCGUAAGGUGACAGUCACGCGCUUCCCGGCCAAGCGUACACAGGCCGAGAUAGACGAUGCGGCUGGCGAGAAAGCCAAGGCGGAUGCCAAAGCUGCAGAGGAAGAGAGAUCUCGAGCAAAGCUCGCAGAGCAUGCUAAGUCAGAGACAAUCAAGAAGCAGACGUUGGACGUGGCGGGCAAGUUCCGGAGCCAGUAUUAUCAGACCGACAAGAGCAUCACUGUCACUCUGCUGAUCAAGUUCGCAACCCGAGAGGAGAGCAAUGCUGUGAAGGUGCAGUUUCUGCCGGACAUGGUCGUUAUCUCUGGCGUUCCCCGCAACCCGCCCGUUGUUUAUCUUCAACUUCACGCCCCUAUUGAUCCAUCCAAGAGUAAGUUCCGCGCGGCCGUCAUGAAAGUCGAGCUUGAGCUGGUGAAGCAAGAGCCAGCCAAGUGGCCGAACUGGGGUGAAGAGGUUCUGGAAGAUCCCCGUGAACCGGGAGCUCUACCUACUUCUGUUGGCAAUGAUGGCGACGUCGAGGCUAAGGGCUCGAAUGCUACGACAGCCGUUUCUGCAUCCAUCACUGAGGAGCCGAAGCCGGCGCCUUCCAAGCCUGCAGCUUCUCCGGCUUAUCCGACAAGUUCCAAGUCGGGCUCCAAGAACUGGGACAAGAUCGACGAUGCUGAAGAGGAAGAUGACAGCCAGGAUGUCAACUUCUUCUUCAAACAGUUGUACAAGAAUUCGACUCCAGAGCAGCAGCGAGCGAUGAUGAAGUCCUAUAUCGAGAGCAACGGCACUGCGCUCAGCACAGAUUGGAACAAUGUGAAAGACAAGAAGGUAGACACCGUGCCGCCGAAUGGUGUCGAGGCCAAGAAGUGGGAGUCUUAG
Molecule: messenger RNA, 1443 nt
Organism: Phaeoacremonium minimum UCRPA7
Lineage: Eukaryota; Fungi; Ascomycota; Sordariomycetes; Togniniales; Togniniaceae
Product: putative sgt1 and cs domain containing protein
Exons: 2
Coding region: 1-1443 (480 amino acids)
Biological process (GO): protein stabilization
Molecular function (GO): protein-folding chaperone binding
Source: RefSeq, a predicted model, not a curated record